AUGAGAAGGAGAGGGCCAAAGAGAGGGCUAUUCAAGGAGAAGACAAUUCUAGUUUACUUCAUUCUAAUCCCUAUCCUCACACUUGGCUUCAUAAUAUUCUUGUACAAUAGAGAGCUAGCUGAAACAACAGUGAUGAAGGCAUCAAUGAAGCUUACACAGGAGAUGGCCAAGUAUCCUGUGUUCCAGACACAGGAAAUCACUGAGGGGCUCAAGUAUAGUGCCAAAGUGGUCAAACAAGGUGCUGCUAUUAGAGUCAGAAAUAUAGAAGAGGAGCUCUCUGUUGAAUUCAAAUAUUCACCCAACUGGGUCAAUGUGCAAAUUAAACCCACUCAGACAAGUCUUUUUGAGAUUCCUAAUGAGCAUGUAUACAAUAAUUAUGGAGAAUCUUAUGUAUUUCAUAAGUCUGAGCCUGGAGAUCUAAUAUUCUUCCCAUCACAAUCAAAGUUCAGCAAAGGAACUGACAGAUUAGAUUUGAGUGGUCUGGAGGGCACUCUUGAGCAGGUCACCAACUCUGAUGAACUCAGUCUAAGCCAGUCCACCUUCAACAUCAAAAUUAAGCGAAAGUCAGAUGAUGAGGUCCUAUUUGAUACAGCUCAGGAGCUUAAAUCAGAGACUUUCUUCUGUCUCGGAGAUCUUAAGAGCAAAUUCAAUCAAAUUUCGAUAAAGAAGGAUGAAAAUGAAGUCCUUUUUGGCAUUGAAAAAGGGAGGACGACCAUUAAUCAACCAGAAGAGCAAACCAAAGGACAAAGUUACACUGCAAACAAUUGGUACCAGCACCACCCAUUCUACGUGAAGGUGAAUAAAUUGACUGGGAAAGCCAGUGGAUUUUACAUCCAUUCAUCAAGCCCAAUGGAUUUCUUUGUCAGGGAUACAUACAUCACUGUCAGGAGCAUCUCAGGUAUCUUAGACCUCUACAUCUUCGAGGGUCCCACAGUCAAGGAUGUGAUCCAGCAGUACCAUGAUUUGCUUGGAAAGCCAAUUUUCUUACCGAUAAUGGCCUUCGGGUUACAUCAGAGCAGGCCUGGGUACAACUCAGUUGAUUACUUGAAAAGCAUCGUUGAGAAUUACAACAAGAAUAAUUUCACACUAUCUGGGAUAUGGCAGGACUAUAAUUAUAUGGAGAAGAGGACUCCGUUCACAGUUAACUCAACUGAGUUCUCCUCUGAAGCUAUUGAAAGCAUCAACGAGCUCAAGGAGAAGUACAAGUUCAAAUACAUCCCUGUGAUCGAAGAAGGGAUCAAAGCUAUGGACUAUACUCCUUUUGACGAAGGCAAACGCAUGGAGGUUUUUGUGAAGGAAUCUGGCCAGGAUGAGUCACUCACAGUGACAAACCAAGCUGGAAAUUCCACUCUAAUUAACUUCUUCCACCCAAAUGCAAGUAUUUUCUGGGAAAAUAACCUUGAAAGACUGAGGAAGAAGCUUAAAUUUAAUGCAUUGUGGAUUAAUUAUGACCUUCCGAAGUCAACAGUAUUUAAAGAAUGUGGUGACCAGAAGGACAAGGAGAGACUUUCCGAGACUUAUAGCUAUAUCCCUGGAGAUGCUUAUUGCCAGUUCAACACAGAUGUAAUGAGCGGUUAUUUCCCUAAUAACUUCACUAGUGAAGAUCUAAGUACUGGGCUGAACCUGUAUCCUCUUUCAGGGAUUAUGCAAUCAAAGUAUACAUAUGAAUAUCUGAGGAACUAUAUGAAGAAGAGACCGCUGGUAGUUUCUAAACGAAGCUUUCCUGGAUCUGGCCAAUAUGCGGGAACUUGGAUCGGAGAUAAUAAGGCCUCUUGGAAAGCCCUUCGGAUGUCAAUCCCUGCAAUCAUGACCUACCAUAUGUACGGCAUCCCCUUUGUGGGAUUAAGUAUCCAGGCUUUCUUUAUUUUGUCAGAUUCCUCAUACAUUUGUGAGUAUAGUUCAGGCACUUCGGAGGAGUUAUGCAUCCGGUUGCAUCAGCUUGCCUCCUUUAUGCCAUUGACAUGGAACCAUAAUUCAAAGAUAACAGUGUCUUUGGAGAACACAACUGCUACUGAUUUUGCGAAGGAGAGUGCUCAGAAUGCUCUUCGUCUUAAGGAAGAGCUUAUUUUGUUCCAUUACUCUCUUCUCCUGAAAUGCAUUGUUGGAAUCAAGGGACAAGAAAGCAAGAGUGAAUGUGCAUAUAUUACUCCGUUAGGAUACCACUACAGUCCAUCGAAGAACGAGUCAAUUGAUAUUUAUGACAUCAAGGACCAGUUCAUGUUCGGGAAUGCUCUGCUGGUCAACCCAGUAGUAAACAAUGAUGAAAAGCAAAAGAAGAUCUAUUUCCCUGAAGAUACUUUUUAUGAUUUUUAUACAGGCAAAUUAGUCGAGGAAAGAGACGCAGAGGUAUUAGUGCCAGUUGUCAUCGAGCACAUCCCAGUUUAUUUCAGAGGCGGUCAUACUAUUCCGAUGGUUCAGCUCCAUAACAACUCAAAUAUUGACUUACACAUUGCUUUGAAGAAAUCUGUAGAAGCUUCAGGAAGAACUGUGUACAGAAGUAGUGGGGUGUACAUCCUUGACGAUGGCGAGUCCUUACACAGCUAUAUCUCAUCAAUGAUGUACUACAUAUCUAUAAAAGUGACGUAUGCUCCUCCAGAUUCCAUGGUGGUUAAGAUUGUGCCCCAUAAGCCAAAGUCAGGGACUAGCCAGUACUUGUACUUGACUAAGUACAAAACUAUUUCGAAUUUGUUCCUGUAUGGUUACGAAUUCUUGAUCGGCCAAGAGCCCCAGAUUACUGUCAUCUUUGAAGGUGACAAAGGAGUUGUAAAUACAAAGACACUCAGUGAGCUCCAGAAGAGCAAUGACAAGACCAAGGUAGUCAACGUGGAUAUUUCCAUUUAAAAAUAAAGAAUUUUGCAGGUAUCAA
Messenger RNA from Moneuplotes crassus, 2866 nucleotides. Lineage: Eukaryota; Ciliophora; Spirotrichea; Euplotida; Euplotidae. The record is from the annotation of a GenBank genome assembly.